AUGUCUCGAAAUGCGUACUCGGCAUUUCAAAAACACCUGUUGUUCUUCUCGACACCCACAACUCCGCCGAGGCUCACUUUGGGGUCAGUCCUGCGUGCUGCUGUGUCACUCGGACUGGAUGUGCCUGUCGCAGUCUUGCUGAGUGUAUCCCUGAGACUUCUUUAUGCGCCGCUUCCCUAUUUCUGGUCUCCCAUCAUCGUCGACAGAAUCCCGGUUUCAUCCCAUCGCACUCAGCUCGAGUCAACCAGACUCUUACCGGAGAAAACGGAAUACACGUGUUCGGACCUCUUGGCUCUCCUCAAGCAGAGCGAGAAGCAGGAAAGUGCAAAAGGAUGGCUGGCACACAUGAUUGACCAGGGUCAUAUCAUCGGGUUCUGGACAAUGGCGGCGAACACGCAAACGCAUACCGUUAGCAAACAUGACGUCGAAAGGUUUCAGCAAGGCAACUGGGAAGAGGCGGUGGUUGAGAGACGCGCCGGGCGACACGAGGUGCUGCCGCUCUGGAGAGGCGGGCCUAUCUGGGUUGGCGGCCACAGCUGGGCCGUAAGGAAGUUGUUCGGAGUAAAAGUCUAUAAUGCCAAAGGACAGUAG
This is a messenger RNA of Exserohilum turcica Et28A, 591 nucleotides long. RefSeq lists its product as uncharacterized. The transcript has a single exon. The record is from RefSeq and is a predicted model, not a curated record. NCBI's taxonomy places the organism in Eukaryota, Fungi, Ascomycota, Dothideomycetes, Pleosporales, Pleosporaceae. Bases 1 to 591 code for a protein of 196 amino acids.